This is a messenger RNA of Lodderomyces theae, 471 nucleotides long. RefSeq lists its product as uncharacterized. NCBI's taxonomy places the organism in Eukaryota, Fungi, Ascomycota, Pichiomycetes, Serinales, Debaryomycetaceae. Bases 1 to 471 code for a protein of 156 amino acids. The record is from RefSeq and is a predicted model, not a curated record. The transcript has a single exon.
AUGGGUUCUUCAUCUAACAAUUGGAGUUUUUCUUUCUACGAAGAGAGCUAUGAGGAAAUGUGUCUGACAGAUGCCGAAGAUGUUAUAGAGGACACCAGUAAAACAUCAAUCUUGUCUGAGGGAGUCUCUACAGAUGUGGUGGAAGCAGCACAUGAGACUCAAAAAAGUGUUUACAAUCCAUUUCUUUUGACCAAAAUGAACUAUUUCAAGAGAAGAUCAUCAAAGGUCAAGCUAAGGGUCUUUGAUAAAAGGAUGAUCAUCUCGAGGGACAAGGUGAUCAAGAGUAUCCAUCCGGUCGAUCAAAAAAACAAGAAUGUUUUGUUCUGGAAGUGUGUUACGGAGUUCAAUAAAAGAAAGGGAUGCCCCACCGAAACAUUGAUAAUAACUUUUGCUAGAAAAGUUGGAUGCAAGCCACGCUCAGUUACUGUGACCAAAGAACAAGGUAGUAGUUGGUAUACAUUAGGCGUGUGA